Messenger RNA from Emiliania huxleyi CCMP1516, 2850 nucleotides. RefSeq lists its product as hypothetical. Gene Ontology annotation, biological process: cell wall mannoprotein biosynthetic process; protein N-linked glycosylation. Gene Ontology annotation, molecular function: alpha-1,2-mannosyltransferase activity. The record is from RefSeq and is a predicted model, not a curated record. The transcript has 2 exons. Lineage: Eukaryota; Haptophyta; Isochrysidales; Noelaerhabdaceae. Gene Ontology annotation, cellular component: membrane; Golgi apparatus. The coding region runs from base 1 to 2850 and encodes 949 amino acids.
AUGGCAAAAACACCGGCGACACCGGCACCGCCAGCACCGGCACCGGCCAUCAAGAACGACCCGGUGCCAGCCACCAAGGUCGCCACGGCCCUCAAGCCGGCGGCGGUCGAGACGCUGCGGUCGAUCAAGAAGUUUCCGGAGGAGGAGCCCGCCCCGGCGGCGAGCGCCUGGCAUGGCAAGGCGCCCCGCGGCUCCACGCCGUCGGCCACAAACUCGGGCGCGACGGUCAAGCCCAAGACGGUCAACCCCAAGACGACCACGACUGCCACGCGGAAGAGCUCCGUCUCCGCCUCCGGCUGGCUCUCGUGGCCCAAGCUCUGCUGGCACAACGUGCUCUGCACCGUCUUCACCUGCCUCAUCGCGGGCGCGAGCGGCGGCGCCUUCGCCUAUUCCUCGCGCGGCUCUGACGGGCUCCUCUCUUCGAUCGUUGUGCCCGACGCGACGGCCCUCCCGACCGCUCCUGUGAAGGCCAGACUAGGGCUGCAGGGCUGCAAGCUCGUGAGGCAGACGAGCAAGGCGCAGUGUGAGCAUGGGCGAAGCUUUGGGUGUGACCAUGCGCGCGGAAGCAUGUGGGUCGCAAACUGCAGAGGCGUGUUUCGUUGUGCAGGGCACAGGGUGCGCUGCGGACAUCCGCCUGGUCUCCCAGCGUACAACUGCUCCUGCGCCCCACCAGACCACCCGUUGACUCAAUACCUGGCAACGCAGUGGGUAUUUCAUUCAAUGCCAGCCAGCGCAUUAACGCAGCUGGUCGACUUUGUGAGCGUGCUCGCGGGGUUCCAGGCUUGCCCAAGCCUCGAAGCGACGCGCUCGCUCAGGACCGCGCUGGCGGACGGGUUCACUGCGGAGGAGGCCAUGUUGUGGCGCAACCCACACAAAGGUCUGUGGCGCUCGGUACAGGUCAAUGCUCCGUGCAUCGAGACGGCGGGGUGGUGGGUGAGCAGUCCGAGCGCCAGCUGGUUCGCGCACCCCAUGUGGGCCCACUGUUGCAACAAGGACCCGAGCACAUCGCGGUGUCCGAGCGCGUUGAUUGAGGCACCGACGGCCUGCAACAGACGCAAAGCUCUACUGGGAAGAUGCGAGUCAGAUGCAACGCUCCUGUGCGAUUCGUAUCUCCCCGUGGCAGCGGCGGGUAGGCUCGUUUACUCGUUUGGCAUCGCUAACCAGUGGACUUUUGAAGACUGGGCCGCAUCGAGGGGCUUCGAGGUGCACGCCUUCGACCCGACGACCCGGACGCGGGCUGCUCACGAGGCGCAUAAGACCAAGAAUGUGCACUUCCACUUCAUGGGGCUGGGCGCGCUCCGCGGAAAAGCGGGCUCCCUUGUAACGGCAGGCUAUGGAGCGCUCGGUGGUGAGGUGCUGCCAUUCGACGCAAUUCGCGAGAGGCUCGGUCACACCACGCGGCUCAUCCAGCUUCUCAAGAUCGACUGCGAAGGAUGCGAAUGGGAGGCGUUCGUCGACGCCGCAACUCGCAUGCCCUCAGUACUUGAAAAGGUCUGCACCAUAAUCCUGGAGAUACACGUGUCGCGAACGCUGCAGAUGAACACCACGGCUGACCUGAGGCGCAUGGCGGCCUUUUGGGAUCUCUACGUCGUCAAGAUGGGCUUCCGCUUCUGGUACCUGCACGCCAAUCCAGGCGCAGCGUGGGACCGCACUGUCCAUCCGAUUCUCGCCCAGCUUGGUCUAGACCCGAGUAUCUGCUGCUACGAGAUCGGUCUGCAUCGCGAGACGGCUGAGUGUGCCGCGCAGGAAGCCGUCAUUCCCAGCGCUCCUGCGGAAUUUAACGGAACAGCGAGCCAAGGCAGCAGCGCUGAGAGGAUGCACGCCGAGCGCGGGCGGGGUGUUUUUGUGAUCUUGGCGCAGAACGGUAACCACUCUUCAUACGGUCGUGACUCGGUGGCGCUCCUGAGGCGGACAUUGCGCUACUUUUACCAUUACUACAACAAGCGAGAGCGGGACGACGUGCGCAUUUGUCACUCGGGCGACUUCGAUGCCCAGACACAAGAGGCCGUUGCCGCGGGCCGGAGAGAAAUCCGCUUCCUGCACCUCAAGGGCGACAACUGGAAGGUCUACCCGGAGUGGUUGGCCCUGUCGAACCGCUCCGCUUGGAGAUCGACAGAGUCGGAUGGAUACCGAAUGAUGAUCCGGUGGUACGCCGUGCGGAUCUGGCCGACGCUUCACGAUAUGGGGUACAAGUGGGUGUGCCGGCUCGACGACGACUCGCUCCUGCUGAGUGAGAUCCCUUUCAACCUCUUCUCCUUCAUGCGCUCGCGCGGCUUCGACUACGCGUACCGAAAUGUGGCCAUGGAGCGCGGCGGCUGGGACGGCAACGGAAAUUAUGGCGACAAGUGGUGGGAAUGGGUCAAUCUGUACGUGAGCAAAAUGAAGCUGCAGCCAAAGUGGCUCUUCGAGGCGAACGCAUGCCGCGAACGCAGCUUCUUGCACGAGAACUGCGGCAAGGAUUUCUUCGGUUUCUAUAACAACUUCUUUGUGGCCAACAUCGAGCGCUUCCUGGAGCCAGAUAUACAGAACUUGCUCCACGAACUCGAUGAGUCAGGCCUUAUGUUCAUGAGUCGGUGGAAUGACCUGAUUAUCCAGUCCCUGGCGGUACAGCUGUUCGUGCCCAAGAGCCGCGUGCACCGCUUCACCAGCUUUGGGUACGCCCACAACUCUGGACACGCCGACACGCUGCGCUACGGCAUCGUGCAGCUUGCAGCGGGCCUGCCCAACCCAGAGCGCGCGAUGGAGAAGGUCCUUGCUUCGGUGCUGCAUUGGCCGGUUUGGCUUCAAAACAAUUCGCGCUUUGUGGAUGGCAUGUACACGCUGAGCCGGCCAGCCUCAAGCCUCUUCUGA